Molecule: messenger RNA, 655 nt
Organism: Babesia bovis T2Bo
Lineage: Eukaryota; Apicomplexa; Aconoidasida; Piroplasmida; Babesiidae
Product: Sybindin-like family protein
Exons: 4
Coding region: 152-595 (147 amino acids)
Biological process (GO): endoplasmic reticulum to Golgi vesicle-mediated transport
Cellular component (GO): TRAPP complex
Source: RefSeq, a predicted model, not a curated record
UUUAAUGGUAUUAGUAUCUUGAAAUAAAAAGAUAGAAAACACAUUUUUCCUUCCAUUUAACGGAGGUGCACAUGCCCAGGAAGGAACAUCCAUCGUAGAAGUGAAUACGGUCGACAUAUCGCGCCGUAACGCUCAAGCGGAGCAGCGUUAAAUGGCAAUGCUCGCGCUAUUUAUAACAAACCAACACGGCAGCCUGAUAUACUAUAAGAGUCUCAACGGAAAGGACGCGUUCUCGUCAAAUGAUGCUAUCAGACUAGCAAGCACACUGCACGGUUUGUCGACAAUAGCGCCUAAACUGUGUGUACCGAAGUCAAAUAACAACUCGACACUGCUGCCGCAGCCUAAAGGGAUCACACAUAUAGAGUCAAAUUCCUUCAAGCUGCAGUGCUUGGAAACAUUAACUGGACUCAAGAUAUGUAUGGUUUCUACUUCACAGGGGCCUUCCAAAGAUCAUAUCAACGUUAUACUAAACUACGUUUACGAAUUGUAUGCGGACUUCGUUCACAAGUGCCCAUUCCACCAGCCUGAUAUGCCAGUGCGCUCUGAGCUGUUUGAUGAUCGCAUAUCUGCGUAUUUCAAGGAAUUGAACGCAUAAACAGGGGAUAUAACCGUUCCAUCUACUUCAUACGAAGCAUUUACCACAUGGGAUUCUGAU